This is a messenger RNA of Brettanomyces bruxellensis, 2436 nucleotides long. RefSeq lists its product as uncharacterized. The transcript has a single exon. Lineage: Eukaryota; Fungi; Ascomycota; Pichiomycetes; Pichiales; Pichiaceae. Gene Ontology annotation, biological process: intracellular protein transport; COPII-coated vesicle budding; endoplasmic reticulum to Golgi vesicle-mediated transport. Gene Ontology annotation, cellular component: COPII vesicle coat; endoplasmic reticulum exit site. Bases 1 to 2436 code for a protein of 811 amino acids. The record is from RefSeq and is a predicted model, not a curated record. Gene Ontology annotation, molecular function: GTPase activator activity; zinc ion binding.
AUGCAGGCCCAAUUCGAGGAUUUCGAGGACCAGACAGGGCUCCGGUUCCCGUGGAAUAUGUUUCCCGCGAACGAGGCAGAGCAAAAAAGGUGCGUUAUUCCACUUUCAUGCCUAUAUCAGCCGUUGAGACCUCGGACAUCGCCAGUUUUGGUCCAAAUUCCCCCAACGGGCUGCCGGAAAUGCAGGGCAAUCCUCAAUCCGUACUGCAGGAUCAAUUCUGCGACGGGAUUGUGGGGGUGUCCGUUCUGUGGGACGCAAAACCAGCUGCCGGCCCUCCCACCUUUAGAAAAAAUGGAUCCAGAUGGUACAAUCGAGUCUCAGGUAGCCCAAACACAAGCACAGGGAGAAAAUCAGCUUCCCUUUCCGGUGGACCCGGCAGCCCUGGAUAUCGAGUACGUGGUAGCACCGCCGGAAACGCAGAAACCGCCGAUUUUCUUCUACGUUUUGGACACGUGCUUUGAGGAAAAGGCAGAUUUUGAGUCGUUGAAGCAGACAGUGCAGGAGUCGAUACACUCGCUUCCGCCGGAUGCGUUGGUGGGCUUUCUGACGUUUGGCCGCCACGUGCAAGUGUACGAGGUGGGUGUCGAGGAACGGCAGACACUGUACUCAUUCAACGGAUCGAAAACUUACACUGCCGAACAGGUGAGCAAAAGACUCGGGCUCACCGGUGCCCUGGCAGGGAUGAAUAACGGGGCAUUGACGAGCGCGUCUCGGUUUGUGCAGCAGCAUGCAGUCUGCGAGUUUGGCCUCGACCGGUUCAUGGAAACUCUGGAGCAAGAUAUGUUUGCUGUGGGUAAGCAGGAACGGCAGCACCGGGCGACCGGAUGCGCGGUUAGUGUUGCCGAGGUCAUCUUGCAGACGACCUACCCGCGUACGGGGGCACGGAUACUCGUUUUUACGGCCGGUCCAUGCACGGAAGGGCCCGGACAGGUGGUGGGAAUUCCGUAUAGCGAGCCGAUCCGGUCGCAUCACGACAUCAUAAAUGUCGCAAGUGUUGCGAAGCGGUACCGUGAGAGCAGCGAGUUCUACACGGGCGUGGCCAAAACGGCGUCGGCCAACGGGCACACGAUCGAUGUUCUGAUUGGCUGCUAUGACCAGGUCGGGCUCAGCGAGAUGGAGUCGUUGGCCCACCAAACGGGGGGUAUUGUGGUUCAAAGCGACUCUUUCACCUCUGCAAUCUUCAAACGGUCGUUCAAGCGUCUGCUAUCGCAGGAUGAGGCCACGGGGGCACUUGGGUUUGGUUUGAAUGCCACGCUCCAGGUGAAGGUGUCGCACAAUCUCCGGAUCCGCGGCGCCAUCGGCCACAUGACAUCCUUACACCACUCGGACAACGACACGGAGCUCGUGAGCGGGUCGAAGCGGUCCACGUUGAGGCUUUUCCGGUCGACUGGAGACUCUUCUGCCAUCGGUGAGUCUGGCACAGACGCGUGGAAGCUUGGUGCGGUGUGGACACACUCCACUUACGUGUUUUUCUUUGAUGUGGCGAGCGGCCCCGGGAUACAACUGGCGAAUGGCCGAGAGUCGGUGCCUGGGGCAGCGAUUCAGUUCAUUACGACUUACCAGCAUCCGGAUGGGUCACGGAGGAUCCAUGUGACGACUGUUGAGAGGCCGAUUUCCGCGGCUGGGUCAGGCGAAUUGAUCCAAAACUUCGACCAGGAGGCAGCGGCAGUGAUUGUAGCCAGGGAGGCUGUUUGGAGAGGUGUGCAAAACACAGAGUGGGAGCCAAACGACGGUGUCAGGCUCAUUGACAACUUCCUCAUCGACCUCUGCUCGCAUUUCGCCUCUUAUAGGGCAAACGACCCGGGCUCACUCUCUCUUCCGGCAGAAAUCAACCUGUUUCCGCAGUUCGUGUACCACCUCCGGCGGUCCGGAUUUCUCCAGGUGUUCAACAGCUCACCAGACGAGACCUCAUACUACCGGCACUGCUUUCUGGCUGAGGACUGCACAAACAGUCUUAUCAUGAUCCAGCCAACACUAACGGCAUAUCAGCUAGACAAAGAGCCGGAGCCGGUGGUUUUGGACUCGACGUCACUGAAACCAGAGCGGAUUCUUCUUCUCGACACGUUUUUCCACUUGUUGAUCUACCAUGGCUCAGUGGUUGCCGAAUGGAGGCGUCUAGGGUACCAGGACCAGCCUGAUUACAAGUACUUCAAGGAUUUCCUCGAGCAGCCCAGACUCGACGCUGCCGAUAUUCUCGUCGACAGAUUUCCGCUGCCACGGUUUAUUGAUACCGAGGAGGGUGGUUCGCAGGCUCGUUUCCUCAUGUCCAGGUUGAGCCCAACCACUUCUUAUCGAAAUGUCGACAGCAUGAUGAAUUUGGCCACCAGAGGUGCGGGUGCCGGUGAUGGGGAAUCUGGUGCUGUUAUUCUUACUGACGACGUCAGUCUUUUGACGUUUAUGGAGUACGUGAAGAAGGCUGUGGUGAGGCCUGAGUAG